ACCUGGGAAAUCACUGCCAUGGGGAAGAAUAUCCUGCUCCUCCUGCUGGGCCUCUCCUUUGUGGUGGGCUUCCUGCAAGCCCUGAGAUGUUGGGACUGUGCCAUGUUAAACUCAGAUGGAGUUUGUGUGAAAGGAAACACCACCUGUGAGGCUAAAGAGGACCAGGAAUGUGGCAUCCUGGUAAUUUCUCAAGGUGUUGAUAUUCUCUUAGGGAUGCAAGAUUGUUCCUCCUUCUGCUUAAAUAAGACUUUCAUCCAUGGGAAUCUAACACUGGAUUUUUCAUGUUGCCAUGACCAAUCACUCUGCAAUGAGUUUUAGAGGCCAGGCCGUUUCUUGCUCAAUUCUGCUGCGGUGCUAUUCAUUGAAUCCUGGCUCUGGAGCAUGUCAGCAAGCAUUCUACUACUGACCUUGUCUUGAAGACGAUACCUUGUCUUUCCAUCACAUGGCUUAGACAUCUUUUGUCGUCUACAUGUAACUUACUAUAUUAGACUUGAUGCUCUUUCCUCCACUGUAUACCUUUAAAGUUUUUCAUCAAUCCUGCGUGGUUGUCUAGAUUACUUUCU
This is a messenger RNA of Grammomys surdaster, 563 nucleotides long. RefSeq names its product secreted seminal-vesicle Ly-6 protein 1. The transcript is spliced from 4 exons. The record is from RefSeq and is a predicted model, not a curated record. Lineage: Eukaryota; Metazoa; Chordata; Mammalia; Rodentia; Muridae. Bases 19 to 318 code for a protein of 99 amino acids.